AGCUGCAGCACAGCCACACGCAGCCUCUCUGCUUCCUGCGCGAUGCAUUGUGGGAUACUGGAGGUCCUCCUCCAGACCCCCCCAAUGCUGUAAGUUCCACCAGUGCUCUAGCAACUAUUUGCCUGCUUUGGGGAGGCAGAGAGGCUCCUGCCUGCCCCCCAGCCCCCCGAGAUUUGGAAUAGCCUGAAGUGGGGCUGAGACAAGGGAGAGGAAGUGAAGGGGGCUGGAGGGAGAGCAGGCAGGAGGCAGCCGCCUCGGCUGGGAAGAGAGAGAAGAAGCAGUUCCCUGAAACUUCCCUCGCGCAUGGGAGUUUUUGGCGCUGUGCAAGAGGACGGUCUUGCAUGAAACAUGGCCUGUGUUUUUACGUGCACACUAAUAACCGGAAGACUCAUUGCUGGUUGCUGAGCACUUUGGAUCAAGAAGAAGGGGACCUUUGAGGAAGUGGCCGUGCAUUUCACGGAGGAGGAGUGGGCCCUGCUGGAUCCGGCCCCAAGAGCCCUGCACAGAGAAGUCAUGGAGGAGAAUGCUGCAAAUCUGGUCUCUCUGGAAGGUGAAAGCUGGAAGAAUGAGAUAAAGCCCAGCGGAGGUAUUGUGGGAGCUAUAAGAUGGGAGGAAAGGGAAAAACAGAAACAAAAAAUGGGAGCAAAACAGAAGAACUGGAAUGGAUCCUCCCUUUCUCAUCGUGGAAUUCAACAAAUAAUGCAGGAAGCAGGAGAGAGUAUGGGCCCUCCACAUAGGAAAAACUCGAUUUCAGAACUAACCGCUCAGCCAAAGUGGGAAAUGCAGGCAGGGGAGACACUAUAUGAAUGUUUGGAGUUUGGAAACUGCUUUGGCCAGAGUCGAGAUCUUAUUAAAUACAAUAGAACCCACACUGGGGAGAAACCACAUAAGUGCUUGGAGUGUGGAAAGAGCUUCAGCACAAGUGGAAACCUUACUAAACACUACAGAACCCACACUGGGGAGAAACCACACGAGUGCAUGGAGUGUGGAAAGAGCUUCCGCACAAAUGGAAACCUUACUUCACACCAUAGAACCCACACUGGGGAGAAACCACAUAAGUGCUUGGAGUGUGGAAUGAGCUUCAGCCAAAGGGGUAAUCUUACUAAACACCAUAGAACCCACACUGGGGAGAAACCACACGAGUGCAUGGAGUGUGGAAAGAGCUUCAGCACAAGUGUAGCUCUUACUUUACACCAUAGAACUCACACAGGGGAGAAACCACACGAGUGCAUGGAGUGUGGAAAGAGCUUCAGCACAAGUGGAGCUCUUACUGUACACCAUAGAACCCACACUGGGGAGAAGCCACAUAAGUGCAUGGAGUGUGGAAAGAGCUUCAGCAGUAGUGGAGCUCUUACAGUACACCAUAGAACCCACACUGGGGAGAAACCACAUAAAUGCAUGGAGUGUGGAAAGAGCUUCAGCAAAAGUGUAGCUCUUACUGUACACUAUAGAACUCACACUGGGGAGAAACCACAUAAGUGCAUGGAAUGUGGAAAGAGCUUCAGCCAGAGGGGUAAUCUUACUAAACACCAUAGAACUCACAGUGCAGAGAAACCACAUGGGUGCAUGGAGUGUGGAAAGAGCUUCAGCACAAGUGGAGCUCUUACUUUACACCACAGAACUCACACUGGGGAGAAACCACAUGGGUGCAUGGAGUGUGGAAAUAGUUUCAGUACGCGUGGAGCUCUUACUGUACACCAUAGAACCCACACUGGACAGAAACCACAUCAGUGCAUGGAGUGUGGAAAGAGCUUCAGCAAAAGUGUAGCUCUUACUGUACACUAUAGAACUCACACUGGGGAGAAACCACAUAAAUGCCUGGAGUGUGGAAAGAGCUUCAGCCAGAGGGGUAAUCUUACUAAACACCAUAGAACCCACACUGGGGAGAAACCAUAUGGGUGCAUGGAGUGUGGAAAGAGCUUCAGUACGAGUGGAGCUCUUACUUUACACCACAGAACUCACACCGGAGAGAAACCACAUAAAUGCAUCGAGUGUGGAAAGAGCUUCAUCACAAGUGUAGCUCUUACUGUACACUAUAGAAUUCACACUGGGGAUAAACCACACGAAUGUUUACAAUGUGGAAAGAGCUUCAGUAAUAGAGGAGCUCUUAAAUCACACCAUAGAACUCACACUGGGGAGAAACCACAUAAAUGUUUGGAGUGUGGAAAGAGCUUCAGCGACAGGGGAACGCUUAAAACACACCGUAGAACUCACACUGGGGAGAAACCACAUCAGUGCCUGGAGUGUGGAAAGAGCUUCAGUACACGUGGAGCUCUUACUUCACACCAUAACACUCACACUGGGAAGAAACCACAUAAGUGCAUUGAAUGUGGAAAGAGCUUCAGUACGAGUGCUGCUCUUACUUUACACUAUAGAACUCACACUGGGGAGAAACCACAUCAAUGUUUGGAGUGUGGAAAGAGCUUCAGCAGAAUUGAAGCUCUUACCGUACACUAUAGAACCCACACUGGGGAAAAACCUUAUGAAUGUUUGGUGUGUCGAAAGUGCUUCAGCCAGAGUGGAGGACUUGCUAAACACCAGAGAAUUCACACUGGGUAGGAACAUAGGAAGCUGCCAUAUACAGAGUCAGACCAUAGGUCCUUUUUGCUCAAUACUGUCUACCCAGACUGGUAGCAGCUUCUUCAAAGUUUCAGGCAGGAAUCUCUCUCAGCCCUAUCUUGGAGAUGCCAGGGAAGGAAGUUGGAACCUAGAUGCUCUUCCCAGAGCGGCUCCAUCCCCUGAAGGGAAUCUCUUCCAGUGCUCACACUUCUAGUCUCCCUUCCGUAUGCAACCAGGGUGGACCCUGCUUAGCAAAAGGGACACGUCAUGCUUGCUACCACAAGACCAGAGGGGAGCUCUUAAAUUACACCAUAGAAGUCAAACUGGCGAGCAAUCACAUAAGUGCAUGGAGGGUGGGAAGAGCUUCCGCACAAGUGCAGCUCUUAGGUUAUACCAUAGAACCCACACUGGAGAGCAACCACAUAAAUCUUUGGAGUGUGAAAGGAGCUUCCACUGGAUUGGAGAGCUUACUAGACAGUAUAGAACCCACACUAGGCAGGAAACCACAUGAAUGCUUGGAGUGUCAAAAGAGCUUCAGGAGCAAGACAAGCCUUACUGCAAUUGAGGGGGGGGGGGGGAAGCUAGGAAAGGAAAGUCCCCUCAGACUUUAACUAUUAUGUCAUGCAAUACAGGUGGGUGGUCUAAAAGAAGACAUGAUAUACAGUUUGUAAAUUAUUUGAAAUCUGUUGAUAGAGUUUUAUUGCAAGAAACCUGGGUUCAAGAUGAGAUUUACCUUGACGAGUUUACCUCCUUCUCGCUUAAAGUUUUUUGUUCCUCGACUCGUGGGCGUUUUAGCUCUGGUUUGAUUGACAGUCUGUAUUUCUACAUCUUUGAAGGCUGAGAUCAUCUAUUUAGAAAAUUGUGAACAGGUUGCUCAAAGUUUGUAUUUGAAAUUUACAAAGUUUCGCCUGUCUGUGUGUGUGUGUGUGUGUGUAUGUAUUGCCUCUGUGUGUGUGUGUGUGUGUGUGUGUAUACA
Hemicordylus capensis (graceful crag lizard) is the source of this 3535-nucleotide messenger RNA. RefSeq names its product oocyte zinc finger protein XlCOF6-like. Bases 514 to 2559 code for a protein of 681 amino acids. The transcript is spliced from 3 exons. The record is from RefSeq and is a predicted model, not a curated record. NCBI's taxonomy places the organism in Eukaryota, Metazoa, Chordata, Lepidosauria, Squamata, Cordylidae.